AUGAGGUUUUUGUUCCCACCCACUUUGCACUUGCUGCUGCUGCUGCUGUAGCAGCUUUAUACAGUAGAUGUGGAGGAAUCUUUAAAAUCUCUGCCUGUCAUCGCCAUCGUCAUGGUUAAAAAGCUGCUGUUCGUCUGUUCGCUCGCUGUCGCCAUUUUCACAACAGCCUUGGGCUUUAAGAUUCAGAACAAGCUUGUAGGCAAAUGCCUGCAGGUGCAAGAAGGAACUUGGGGAGGUCGAGUAUCCUUAGGGGAAUGCAGCCCAUACUCACCCAUGCAGGAAUGGCUUUGGAUCCCAGAGAGCCAAGCUCUCAGCAGUCACCACACUGGAGAGUGUCUGACGGCACCCGAAGGAGAGUAUGAAGGUGUCCACCUGCAGCCCUGCAUGUUUAAGAUGGACAGUGAUGAGACUGGUGACCGAGUGGCAGCUGUGGAUGUGGACAGUGAGGAGAGCAGACAGACGUGGUCUUGCUCCAAGAAAGGCCUCCUCACUUUGACUGGGAGGGGGCUGCACCUUAGUGCCUCUCCACAAUCCACUCUGGUUUAUGUGUCACGAGAUCACAAACAGGGCAGCAGGUGGCGCACACUUGACAACCAGACAUUGUGCAAUUUGAGAGAUCACAAACAUCACCAAUCGCAGGACCAGUCCCACCACUACAUUGGAAAAUCACCGGAAGCUAGGAUUUUUCCGAGUUCCACUGCUGAUCUUCACAAAGAGGCUGAACCACUUGAGGACAGAAUGGACAACAAGGCUCCAGAAACAUAUCUCUUCACAGACGGGACCGUUUUGUCUCAGAGCACCAAUUCCUCUGCAGAUCCCAAAAUGAUUUUUUUAAGUAUGGACUAUGGGAUGGCCUGGAAGAUAACCAUGCUGGUACUGAGCUCUCUGGCUCUGGUGCUGGGGACUGUCAUUCUUAUCGUAAACGUCCACUCCAAUCGACGGAAGAAGGUGGUGUGCGUUUUGAAGUCGUACGCCGUGAGGCCGGAGAGGAGCAUCCCUGGAUCCCCGGCGCCCAGCGAAAGGGCCCCACUGACGGAGCACGCCAUGCGUCUCCCACAGUCGUCGCCCACAUUGCAACGGGGGGAGAUCCUGAUCCAGUGGAAGGACGGCAGUGUUACGCCACUGUACGAGGCCUGACCUGAUGCUGCUGCAGGUUUGGACAUGGGUACGUGUGUGAGGGAGAGAGAGAGAGAGACAGAAGGUUAGUGCGCAUUAAAGAGAGAGAAAUACAAGUUUAGUGGGUACUGUAGACAGUUUGAUGGAAUGAAAAUCUUACAGAUCAGAAUCUUGACAUCUCUGUGACACCUGGUUCACACCUGUUGCUCUUGAUCAUCUGCCUCACACGGCAAAUACGAUCAAGACUUCAUUUUCUGAUUUACCUCUGACAUGUGCACCUGUGCAGGUGCUAAAAACAGUUUUUACAUGUAUUCAGAUUCAAUCUGGACACUAAAUCCACAAGGAAAGGUGUCAUUUGUAUGUAAUUAUGCUGGUAGAAUGUCAGUUUCAUUAUCAGUAGGUCUUUUAUCUACUUUUUUACACGUGUUACACUCAAAGUUUGUCACGUCUGAGUCAAAAUGUGGUAUGUGAACCAACAGUGGUACUUGGAGGAAAAUCAGAAAUACUGUUCUACUGUAUAUACCAGCGUAUGUGAUCGAUGAGAGGAGCUGAGGAAUUUUGACCGGAGUAUGUAGAAAAAUGAAACGAAUAAUAAAGGAAAUACUAAUAAUUAGAGUCACCUUAUCUCUCGCUCCAUCUUAAUCUAAUGUCACUAUACCAGUGUGUGAAGAGAUCUUAUUGGGAAUAAAUCUGCCUCCUGUGAAAAGUCUGUAGCUGACUUUGCUCGGCCUAUUUACACCACUGUGUUUUAACGUUGCCGAUAAUGGUGUGACUUAAAGAGCUCAGUAUUUUCUCAUGCGGUACUUGGUAUAAAAAGACGGAGAACCACUAAUUAUUUUAAAGAAGCUAAUCUGAAAUUGCAGAGGAACAUGCACGAAUGGGACCACGUCGGCCCCCCGCUUUGAUGUGAGCUCACAGACACACUUUACUUAUUUACUUAACUUUAAGACUAAUUGAAUGGCUCUAGAGUAGAUGAUUUUAACUCUGUGCUGAUCUCACACAUGGUGCAAUUCUUCACAACAUGCGUAUCACGACACGCCUCGGCUGCUGAGACUUGCACUUUCAAUGUUAGGAUUAACCAGGCUAUUUUAGGGAAAGUGCAGCCAACUGUGUUGAAAACACAGGAAACACUGGUGAAAGUUGUUUUUGUGGCAUUUUUCAGUAUUAGAAAAUCAACCUAGUUUAAUCCAGCAUUUGGAUUAUAGUUUAAUUUGAGUUCAUUUAAAUUGUUGUUGAAUGGAUUGGAUCUUAACAGUUGUUACAGCAGUAUUCAAAACAACCGAUAUCCAGAUUUCUGGAGGUUUCUGCUAUAUUUAAAAGGUAAAAUGUGUCAAAUUUAGCAACAUUCAUCAGUGACGUGUCGGCUGAAUAUUCCUCACCUUACUGUUAGCCUUCACCAACGAUGUAGCCUUCAGUUGGCAUCAAAACUCUGUCCAUUGUGGGCUUCUGUAAAAACAUGGUGGUCCAAAAUGACUCAUUCUGGGAUAAUGAAAAACAGCAAUUUAUGCAAUCAGGUAAUUUAACACUUUGUCUUCAAUUUCUGCCAUGGGAAAAAAACCCACCUCAAAUUUACACUCUUGGACCUUUAACAGUCUUCAUUCGUACAUAAACAUUGAGUACCAUGUUUAAACUUUCCAUUAUUCUGCUCUCAACACUGUUCAUUUAUAAGUUCUGUAUGACGACGACAGAAGCAGCUUCUGUGGAGCAUCUACUUAUGUGUCACUGACAUCUUGUUGUCAUUAAUUUGUCAGAAACUAUUUUGUAAUUCUGUGAAAUACCUAAUAAUAAAUAUCAUAUUGUAUUUCUAUAUUUCUA
Molecule: messenger RNA, 2931 nt
Organism: Solea solea (common sole)
Lineage: Eukaryota; Metazoa; Chordata; Actinopteri; Pleuronectiformes; Soleidae
Exons: 6
Coding region: 112-1137 (341 amino acids)
Source: RefSeq, a predicted model, not a curated record